Molecule: messenger RNA, 507 nt
Organism: Solanum stenotomum
Lineage: Eukaryota; Viridiplantae; Streptophyta; Magnoliopsida; Solanales; Solanaceae
Exons: 1
Coding region: 1-507 (168 amino acids)
Source: RefSeq, a predicted model, not a curated record
AUGUGUAAAUCAUCAUUGUGGAAUUACCUUUAUCUUUACUACAAUGCGGCAAAGGUUUAUUCAUUGAAGGAGUUUGGCAAUCAUUUUGUAGAAUUCAAGAACAAAUGUCCCGCGGUAGCCGUUGUCCUUGAGUAUGAUAUUGGUUUUGAGAAGUGGAGCAGGGAACAUUUUCCUAGCAAUAGAUAUGAUGUGAUGACCACAAAUAUCGCCGAGUCACUCAAUGCUAUGUUGAUAGACGAAAGGGAGUAUCCCAUGGCAUCAAUAUUUAAUUCGAUUGCUAAGAGAUUUGGAGAAUUGUUCAAGGAGAGGCAUGCAUAUAUCCUUAAAUCAAUGGGUAAUCAAAUGGUACCUUCUGCCAAAAAAAUCACAAGAAAAAAAUUGAUCGAGGGUGACUCCUUAUAUGUGGAGAACGUAACUGGGGACGGAAAUCAAAUUUACCUUGUUCGGUGCACGUGCUAUUGCCUAAGUGGACCUACUGGAAAAGUCAUGUUCUUGAAGGGAAUAUGA